UGGAGUGAAGGAAUGGAGAGAGGAGGAGGAGGAGGGGGAGGAGGAGGUGGCGGAGGCGGCGGCACUAGGACCCAGCAGUGAGACAGGAGUGGGCAGGGGGAGUGGGGCUGAGUCACUGCAUGUGUCUGGGAGUCAGUCAGAGAGAGAGAGCAGAGGCAGAGCAGAGGUGAUCUCACACUCAUCAGUCCAGGAUAAUACAACCAUGAUGGGUUGACUGGGGGGGUCAGAGAGGAAGGGUGCCGUCGCCAACGCUCGCUCAGACAUGGAGACCAACAAAGUUCUUCAUUUCGUUCCUUCAGAGGCGCCCUCUUCUGGUAUGUCCAAGAAUGGAUACUUCUUUCAAGAAAUGGAGCAGCGGGAGGUGGAGCAGGAAGACGGCAGCGAUGGCCGAGAAGAGGGACAGGACUCACCGAUCGCCUGUGGAGACGACAUCCACCUCUACGACAACCAGAUCAGUCCAGGGCCAGAAAGCGACGACUCUGGCUGUGUGUUACUGAACACAUCAAGACGGUAUGUGAAGCUGAUGAACUUCGAGGAGGAGGUGCGCGCCCACAGAGAUCUGGAUGGGUUCCUGGCCCGGGCCAGCAUCCUGCUGGACGAGACGGCCGCAUCUCUGGACGAUGUUCUGAAGAGAAUGUUGCACCAUGUGGGUCAGGACAGUCACACCUCUGAGCCGGGCUGCAACUUUGAGGAGGUGAUGAGUCUGUUGUUUACAGACGCAGGAGCUCAAGAGGUGAACGACCAGUCUCAGAGUUUCGUUUUCUUUGACGAUGUUCACCUGCUGUCAGAGACCAUCCAGGGGGUGACGGCCACAGCCACAGGCAUCCAGUACCAGCAGUCCUGGCUCUGCAUCCUCUGUAACGUCAAACAUCUGCAGCGACGUCACGUUUGCAUCUCGCGUCUGGAGCGACCACAGAACUGGGGAGAAAACUGCUGCGAGGUCCGAUACGUCAUCCUGAUUCUGGCACCACUCAAAAUGAAAAGCACGAAGACGGCCAUGGAGCUGGGCAGAACGUUCGCCACCCUCUUCUCAGACAUUUCCUUCAGACAGAAGCUGCUGGAGACCAAGACUCAGGAAGAGUUCAAGGAGGCGCUGGUGUUCCAGAGACAUCAGCUGACAGCCAGCCACCAGCAGCCGGUGGCCCUGGGUAAAGAGACGGACCCUCGGAGCCACACACCACUCACGUGUAAAGACUUCUUCAAAGCGGGCAGAGGGAUUUAUGAGGACCUCUGCCGCCGAUUGCCCUUCUACCCCUCGGACUUCACAGAUGGAAUCGUUGGCAGUAACAAAACUCUGCUGAAGUACAUGACCACAGCCAUCUUCCUCUACAUCGCCAUCCUCCUCCCUGCCAUUGCCUUUGGAUCCCUGAACGAUGAGAGCACACGUGGCGAGAUUGAUGUCAGAAAGACCAUCAUUGGUCAGAGCAUCGGUGGAGUCAUCUACUCUCUGUUUGCUGGCUCCCCUCUCGUCAUCCCUCUGACCACAGCUCCUCUGGCCAUCUUCAUCAGUGUCAUCCGGGGAAUCUGUGACGACUAUAACCUGGACUUCCCGGCCUUCUACGCCUGCAUCGGUCUGUGGAACUGUUUUUUCCUGAUCCUUGGAGGAAUUUUUAACCUCAGUCUGCUGAUGAAGCUUUUUAAGAGGUCCACUGAGGAAGUCAUCGCUCUCUUCAUUUCCAUUGCAUUUGUGGUGGAUGCAGUGAAGGGAACGGUGAAAAUCUUUCACAGAUAUUACCACGCUCCCACUCUGUCCAACAGGACUUCACUCAACUGGUCUGCUGGUGCAGAGGUGUUUGGAGGAAACAAGAGUGAAGCAGCAUCAGGUCUGACCUUUAACCAUUUCCCAGAAUCCCUCAUUCACUGCACACGUGAACGACCCCUCCUCUGUCUCCUGCUGAUGCUGGGAACGUUGUGGAUGGGAUACACACUCUAUCAGUUUAAGAGGAGUCCUUUUCUUCAUGCCAAAGUCAGGGAGGUUCUGUCAGACUGUGCUCUGCCAAUCUCUGUGCUCCUCUUCUCCUUCAUCGGUUCUUACCUGUUCCGUGACAUCGAACUUCCAGUUUUUAAAGUCCACGAUCGUCCCAUCUUCAACGUGGCUCCAUUUGAGCGCCUGUCGGCUAUGAACGUGAUCAGUGCCAUGGGUCUGGGCUUUCUGCUGGCUCUGCUCAUCUUCAUCGACCAAAACAUCGUAGUGUCGCUGACUAAUGCCCCAGAAAACAGGUUGUUGAAGGGAACAGCCUACCACUGGGACCUGAUGCUGUCCGGUCUGAUCAACAUCCUGAUGUCAGUUCUGGGUUUACCCUGGAUGCACGCUGCCUUCCCUCACUCUACCCUCCACGUUCGACAGCUGGCUUUUGUAGAGCAGCGUGUGGAGGGGGGACACCUGUAUGAGACUAUAGUCCAGGUGAAGGAGACCAGGCUGACGUCUCUGGCUGCAAACAUCUUCAUCGGUGUCUCCGUUCUGCUGCUGCCUGUUCCUCUGCAGUGGAUUCCUAAACCUGUUCUCUACGGACUUUUCCUCUACAUCGCCCUCACCUCCAUCGAUGGAAACCAGAUGUGUGACCGGAUGGCUCUGCUGCUGAACGAGCAGACAUCCUACCCCCCCACCCACUACAUCCGUAAGGUUCCUCAGAGGAAGAUCCACUACUUCACCUUCCUGCAGAUGAUGCAGCUGUUGGUUCUCUGCACCUUUGGAAUGUAUCCUAUACCCUACAUGAAGAUGAUCUUUCCUCUGCUCAUGAUCUUGCUCAUCCCUAUCAGGAACAAUGUGCUUCCUCACAUCAUUGAGGCCAAAUACCUGGAUAUAAUGGAUGCUCAGCACAUGUAGCUUCAGCUGGAGACCAGCUCUGGAGGAACGGACGUGGAGAACGAGAGACAAAUGUCUUAUAUUAUAAGGAAAAAAUCAGGAAGGAAAAAAACAGGAAGAAACAAGGAUUUAAAAAAAGAAGCUUAUUUUUUAAUGCAAAACUGUAAAAGCAGCAAAAAGGAGAAAACAUACAACAAAAACUGUUGAGACUUUUGUAUCUGAUAUGAACAUUCUCACAGGUGAAGCACUGGAAUGGUGGAAAAGAAAAAAACUGGGAAAUCUUUUCCGAACCUGGACAGAAACAAAGACCAAGUUUCUCUGGGAAUGAGAAACAGGACUGACCACAACUCACUGAUAUACACCCCUCGACGUCACUGACCGUCUCCAUGUUCUCUAUGUUCUCCAUUUCCUUGGUGUCUUUGUUCUCUACAUUGUCUGUAUUUGUGUGUUCUCCACGUUCCACUUGUUCUACAUGUUUCUGUGUUCUCCUUGUUGUCCGUAUUCUCCAUCCUUUCCGUUUUCUCUGUGUCUUUGUUCUUCACGUUCACCAUGGUUGUAUGUCAUCCCUACACACCUUCAUUUUCUUUAAUUGUGCGUGCGUGUGUGUACUUAAUCCUCUGACCAACUUUACUUUUCUACCAGCUGAAUAAGCUGACCUCUGACCUGAGUCACAUACAAUCAGUAGCAAUGAAAACAUAGAGGGAGGGUGUAUGUAAGUGUGUGUGCAGGUCGGGGUCAUCUGUUCUUCACCACACCUCCUUCUCCAGCUCUUUAUUAAAAAACAAUAUAUAUAUAUAUAUACAUAUAUAUGUAUAUAUAUUAAAGGGGUAAGGCUUGACUGGGUAAUUAAAGAACAGAUAUUAUAUAAAAAGUACAGGAAAUAUUAAUGGAAGAUGAAAUAUUUAUUUAUUCUAAUAACAGGUCAUCUUUUAAUUAGGAAAAAUCCUAUUUUUAUAAAUGUUUUCUUCCCCCACUUAACACCUGUCAAAUUCAAAGUCUUAAAAGACAUUCCAGUUUAAAAAGUCUCUCUUCAAACGUCCCCCUGGUGACAUUUCUGAGUCCAACUGGAGCAAGGAGCGGGGUAACGAAAGAAGGGGGCGGAGUUUAGAACUGUAGACAAACACAAUUGCACUUGUCUGGACUCACCCUUUAACACUGUUGCUCCUGUUCUAGUGUGAACCACAUUCCCAGCAGGAUUCUGUCCCCAUCCAGAACCGUUUCAGUAUAUUUCCAGUUAAAGUUUGGUAAAGUUAGAGAAGAUAUUUAAAAAAGAAAUAAAACUUUGGUUUUGCAUACAUAACUAAGCAUUCUUUUUUAUGAAAAAAAAAAACAAUCUUUUGGUGAAGGUGACUUUUAGAAUAUUCCAGGUGUUGUUUUCCUGUUUUCGAUGUUCUAAUUAGAUCAAUGCUUGCAGACAUUGUCAUGUAAUCAAUAAUUCUGAUGUUUAAUCUUGUUAUCUACUGUAAAAAAAAAAAAAAAGAAAAAGAAAAAAACAGGUUUGUAUCCAGCUUAAAGCAUGUCUUCUUUGGGUUCUUUUAUAUUGUGAUACCAGUGGAUGUUUAUCUCACAGCAGUGGAGGGGAGAAAAUGUAAAAAUAAUAAUUGUAGCAGAGACAAACUUCACAUACUGUCAAUGCAACCAUGGAAAAUAUUAGCAAUACUGUGUGUAAGCCUCACUUUUAGGGUUUACAACAAACAAACAAACAAACAGAAGUGUUUCACUCUGAGUUCAAAGAAAAUGUAGUAAUUCUAACUUUUCUCAUCCCGUUCACAGACCUGCUGCGUUUUAUGCAGUGAGGAAAACUGCAUCAAGGUUUAGGUUUAGUCAAAUUCUGUUUUAAUCAUUUCCUCUUCUGAUCCAAACACAUUUGAAAGGUUAGAAAAUUAAACUUAAUUUUCUACAUUUGAAAAACAUUUUUGUCAACAAAUAACAUCUUUGUUCUGCUAAUGAACUUAUCUCAGUCAAAUAGCAUGGAACUUUUUUGUUGUCCUUACAAGGACCUUAUGAAUUAUAUUUUGAAAAACCUUGUUAACUUCCUCUUUGUAGGAGUUUGUAAAAAAUACUUUUUUGAAUUAUUUGCAUAGAGUCAGUCAUUUUAUAACAUAAUCAAUCCAUCAUCGUGGAUAUGAGAUAAUUUAUCAUUAAUUUAAUAUUGUUCUCAUUUCAAUUUAUGUUUGGAUUUUGAGGGGUUCUUUUAAGAUAAUUAUUUAAUUUCUGAUUUUUCUGCUGUUUUUAAGACAGAUAUUUUUAUUUUUUGUUUCAUAUUUUUUGUUGUUGAUUAAUAGAUUUCUCUUUUUUAAAACAAAAUGUGGAGUUCUUUAAUCAUUUUAGAAAGUGUAGUAUUUCAACAGUAAUGACUCAGAAAAACUUGAAAUCUGAUUGUCCAACAGAAGUGUUAUUUAGCAGAACAAAAUGAGAUUAGUUGAUUAGCAGUUUUG
Molecule: messenger RNA, 5244 nt
Organism: Cynoglossus semilaevis (tongue sole)
Lineage: Eukaryota; Metazoa; Chordata; Actinopteri; Pleuronectiformes; Cynoglossidae
Gene: slc4a11
Product: solute carrier family 4 member 11
Exons: 21
Coding region: 263-2827 (854 amino acids)
Biological process (GO): transmembrane transport; monoatomic ion homeostasis; monoatomic anion transport
Cellular component (GO): plasma membrane; basolateral plasma membrane
Molecular function (GO): solute:inorganic anion antiporter activity
Source: RefSeq, a predicted model, not a curated record